Messenger RNA from Clupea harengus (Atlantic herring), 2608 nucleotides. It is a transcript of the gene klhdc2, whose product is annotated as kelch domain containing 2. Lineage: Eukaryota; Metazoa; Chordata; Actinopteri; Clupeiformes; Clupeidae. Gene Ontology annotation, molecular function: protein binding. The record is from RefSeq and is a predicted model, not a curated record.
AAUGUUACAACGUAUCUGCAGUUUAUGUCUGAUGCGUAUUGGUAUUUUCUUGUUGACAUGCCUGCUGACAUGUGCAUUUGUUUUGAUCCCUCUAACGCCCCGUGCUAACCAAGACCGCAAUCGUAUUACUUGCUAGCUUACUGAAGAUGUUAUUAGUCUGUAUGGUCGAAAUUCUCAAACACUGAAGUAGCCAGCUUCAAAUGUAUUUGGAAAUAGUUGACUGUGUUUUAAUAUUGAAACAUAGACUAGUGUUUUUCCUUGUGCGGUCCAGUCCUUGGAUGGCCCAACCCAAGCCUUAAGUCAUUGCUAAUCGGAUGCUGCUUGAAAGAACAGUCAAAAACUCGUAUUUGAGGGAAUGACGAACGGCGUAACCUAUUUUUUCUGACAAUGACCAGUAAUGGGGAAAGAGGAGCUUUCACCUUAUGAUUUAGGGGAGAGUGGGGUGAGUUGUCCCAGUUUUUACUUAAAGUGACUUUAAAGCGAGGCCAUGACAGUAAUGCUUCCAAAUAAAAUAUGUACAUAUAUUUCAGGAUGUGGUGCAUCCCUGGGAACAAUCACUUUGGACCUGAAAUAGAUUAUUUAAGAAAUAUGUCUCGUGGCACAACUUGCCCCCGGUGCAAGUUGAAAUUCAAAUGAAGACCAAAUUGACUGCAAUUCUCUUCACAGAUCUGGCCUACUUCAGAACAACCCACUUGUCGAUGCAACAGGGGAAUAUACAUUUCUGCUCCCUUCUGGCUGGCUCCAAAGCACUAACACAUAAACAGUGGGUGGCACAACUUCCCUGCUGGCACAAAUCACCCCACUCUCCCCUACGUUGUUUGAGCAGCAGGACUGCCAUGGCAGAGAUGGAGGACGAUUUGGCUGAUGCCAUGCCCAGAAGAGGGCCUGAGGAUGACGAGGACUCUGAGAGAGAUGAAGAUGAAAGAGACUGGGUGGUGUGGGAUGAGGAGGAAGAAGAGGAGGUGGUGGUGGUGGUCGACACAGAUAUGCACCUGUCAAAGGUGGACACUCCUCCAGAACGCAGUGGUCAUAUUGCUGUUGUUGAUGGAAACUUCAUGUUCGUGUGGGGAGGAUACAAGGUAUGCUUCCAAAAUGCAGAGGCCAUGGGGCUGUUUGAGUUGUACCUGCCCAGGAGUGAAAUGUGGAUUUAUAACAUGGAAACAGAAAGAUGGAAAAUGCAGUUAACAGAGGGCGAGUUGCCAGCCUCCAUGUCUGGCAGUUGUGGUGUAUGUGUGGACGGCGUUCUCUAUCUCUUUGGUGGGCACCAUACCAAUGGAAACACCAAUCUAGUGUAUCGUCUUCCUCUGAGAUGCCCUGUGCUGCGCUGGGAGAAGAUGACUAAUCUCAAAGGCCUAGCCCCCACUUGCAAAGACAAAUUGGGCUGCUGGGUGUACAAAAAUAGCUUGGUGUUUUUUGGUGGCUAUGGCUACUUUUCACAAGAGGGUCACAGAGGGACCUUUGAAUUUGACGAGACUUCUAUCAUUAUGGGCAAUCAUAUAGCACGUGGCUGGAAUAACCAUGUCCACGUUCUGGAUUUGGAAACACUGUCUUGGAGCCAACCAGUCACAAAGGGUAAUUCCCCAUCUCCGAGGGCAGCCCAUGCCUGUGCAGCUGUUGGCAAUAGAGGAUAUGUGUUUGGGGGUCGAUACAUGAAUUACCGCUUGAAUGACCUGUACUAUAUUAAUUUGGACACUUGGGAGUGGAGCGAAAUGUCUGUACCCCAGAACGGUCCGGUGGGUCGCUCCUGGCAUUCCUUCACCCCGGUGUCCUCAGACCACAUAUUCCUGUUUGGAGGCUUCACCACCUACAGACAGACUCUCAGUGACGCCUGGCUGUACAGCAUCAGCAAGAAUGAAUGGAAGUCCUUCAAGCACAACCAUACUGAGAGCCCCAGGCUCUGGCAUACGACGUGCUACGGCCCCGAGGGGGAGGUGUUUGUGUUCGGAGGCUGUGCCAAUAACCUUCUAUCCCGGGAACGAGCAGCCCAUAGCAGUGAAUUACUGGUGUUCAAUGUCCAGCCCAAGUCAUUGGCAAGGUUGUGCAUGGAGGCUGCAGUGCAGCACAGAGAUCGGCUGGAGACCAUCUGGGACUACCUGCCCAAGCAUCUGCUGCAUAACCUCAAACAGAGGAUGAGCAGCAACAACACCAUGGGGUCCUAAACCGAGCAGGCCACUCAGACUCUUGGAUGUAUGGUAUUUGUGUGUGUGUGUGUGUGUGUGUGUGUGUGUCUGUGUGAUUGCACUGCCACUGUCUUGCAUCUAGAGGCUGGAAAAAUGACUUGGUUGCCUGCCAGUGAACAGCGUAUGUGCUUAGAUACAGGACAAGAUGAAAAUUCCAGUCUCUGUGGUAAUGCUCAUCAAAACAAAAGGUUGUGAUUGGAGGAAUAUACCCAUAUCCAUUUGCCUUUUGAGUCCCCUUUGAUUGGAUGCAGAAAUCCAGUUUGUGAGGAUGGCUACAGGCUUCUGUUUCUGUUCUGUCACAAGUUUCUAUUUGAAUGCAUAGUUUUAUUGUGUACAUAUGUCAAAAUAUAUUUAUAUAUAUUUUUGUUUCCUGUGGAUUUUCUCUUUGCUGCGUGUAUGUUCAGAAGAUACAUGCCUGCAAAAAUUGC